Aspergillus alliaceus is the source of this 2064-nucleotide messenger RNA. Its product is annotated as putative ribosomal assembly complex component Ipi3. Gene Ontology annotation, cellular component: nuclear pre-replicative complex. Lineage: Eukaryota; Fungi; Ascomycota; Eurotiomycetes; Eurotiales; Aspergillaceae. The transcript has 2 exons. Bases 65 to 1810 code for a protein of 581 amino acids. Gene Ontology annotation, biological process: DNA-templated DNA replication; rRNA processing. The record is from RefSeq and is a predicted model, not a curated record. Gene Ontology annotation, molecular function: protein binding.
CUUUGCCCUCUUUUUCAACCCUUUGACUCGCAUAACCUAUCUUUACCUUUCAGUAGGUCUUCUCAUGCUUUCGGAGUGCUUUAUCGCGUCUACCUUGACGUCAGGCAAAGCCCCGGCGUCAGCGAGUCUCCGAGAUGUAGGGAUCUGCGUGCACGAGUUCCAACCGUCACCCAACCUACACUCCACCUUCAAGAAAAGCUCGACUCCUGCCAAUUGUUUGGCUGUGAGCCCAUCACAUGUAUACGCAGCCCAGGCAGAGAAAGCCAUUGUACAUGUGUAUAGCAGAGAGAAAGGAAACCAGGAGGCAGUGAUUCCCUUCCCGGAGCGCAUUCGCAGCAUUGCGAUCGCGGGGGGCAAGAAUGGUGAUGUCCUGGUAUUGGGUACUGAAGGAGGCCGUUUAAUAUUGUGGGAGACCUGCACCGGACGACAAGUCGCGACAACGGCAUCCCAUUUGAGUCCAGUGACCUCCCUGAUCGUUGAUCCCAGCGACAACUUCAUUCUAUCCGGCUCGGCCGAUGCCAGUAUCCAUGUUUGGUCCUUAGUCGAAAUCCUCUCCUUCACAAAGCUCCCGUCCGGCCGCGAUCGGCAACCGCCGAACUCACCCAUCCGUACAUUCUCAAACCACCGCGCUGCCAUCACUUCACUUGCAGUGGGACAUAGCUCCGGCCGCUACAAUAUCGCCGUUUCAACCGCACAAGAUAAUACAGCCAUCGCUUGGGAUUACCACACUGGACGUGUUCUGAGAACAUUCCUCCUGCCUGCCAGCGCAGUCUCCUCAGCUCUUGACCCAGUUGACCGCGCAUUCUAUGUGGGCUAUGACGAUGGCAGCAUCCAAUCAGUCGAUUUAUACAAAGCUCAGUCUAUCCAGCAUCCUCUGCAUGACCCAUCAUUACAGUCUACCCCCGCCCAGCCGUCAGCGGACGAUAAAUGGACACCGCCGUCCGCCGACUGCGGCAUGGCGCAUUCUCUUUCACUCUCACACGACGGAAUGACCUUACUCUCCGGCCAUCAGAACGGAAAGGUCCUUUCAUGGAACGUCGGUAGAAAGAAAUACGCCUCGACUAUAGCAGACUAUACUCAUCCCGUAACGAACCUGCUUAUGAUCCCGUUGAGUGGCCUUGCCCAGCCCGGCCAGGAGCUGAAGAGGAUAGCACACACAAUUGUCAAACCCCGGUACGAUAGUACACUAUCGGAAUCAUCGCAGACUGUAGGCACCGUACCCGCCGAUUACACAUUCAGCACCCAUCUCCUCACGUCGACAUCCUCCAAGCCCGCCACAACAAGGAGUCUCGGUGGUUCUGAGGGAACCAACCAGUUCACAGAAGCUUUCACCCAUGCAUUCUUCCCUGACUCGAUGAUCGAAGAAGGACUCGCCGAGCUAGCUGUCUUUAGCCAACCAGGAGGCAGCACAGUCCAAGUCUCCACCUUGAUGGCACAGGCCACAAACGACGAAGACCUAGCAGCGAAGGACUCCCACAUCGCAUGCCUCGAAAACGAGAUCGCAGCCCUCAAAAAGAAAGCAGCAGCCAAUGAGGCCGCCCGUCAGCUCACCACAGACGAGGCCACAAAGCUCCGCUCCGACCUCGUCAAUCUCCACGACUAUAUCAACGAACUUCACCAGAAGCAAGACCAAUCACAAAAGGAAAAGGUCCUCCGGCAAGCGCGGAAAGAAGAGCGCGAGACCCACAAACGGGAAGCCUGGUUUGCCGCAGAGAAGAAGGGAAAGAAAGGCGAUGCCGUUCUGCGAAGAAUGGAAGCCGAAGAUCCUGCGCAAACCAGUGACUCGGACGACCGGAGCAGUGACGAGUGAUUUCUUCCUACCUUGUUUAGUUAUAUUCUUUUCUUUCUGUUAUGAUUUUCCAAUAAACUGUGUACGGCCCUGUCGUGUCUAAUUUACCUGGGUUUACGAAGGCGCUCUGGUUUAAAAGUUUCAGGUUCAUCUUGAUAGACGAUGGAGAGCUAGUUAGCCUAUACUCUGUAUGUUUGCAUUGUAUAUAGAAAUGAUUGGCCUUGGGUCGUUUUACCAUGUCUCUUGUUUUGCCUUCUACAAUCUCUCGAAACGAG